Messenger RNA from Anopheles moucheti, 652 nucleotides. RefSeq names its product ficolin-1-like. The coding region runs from base 89 to 652 and encodes 187 amino acids. NCBI's taxonomy places the organism in Eukaryota, Metazoa, Arthropoda, Insecta, Diptera, Culicidae. The record is from RefSeq and is a predicted model, not a curated record. The transcript has 3 exons.
CAAAUGUACAAAAAAGUACAGAUCCUGUACAGAGGUUCCUUCUUCGGGCAUAUACACCGUUCAACCGGAAAAGCCCUUCAAAGAAUCAAUGAGCGUGCUGUGCGAUAAAAAAUACGACUCGGGCGGCUGGACUGUGAUACAGCAUCGCUUUGACGGAUCGACAAACUUCUACCGCAAUUGGAAAGAGUAUAAGAAUGGGUUUGGAAAUCUGGACGGUGAGUUCUGGUUGGGUCUGGAUCGUAUUUACCACCUGACAGUAUCCGGGCCGCAUGAGCUGGUCGUUCUGUUGGAAGAUUUCGAAGGCAAUAAGACGUACGCCAAAUACGAUCAGUUCGAGAUUGGAGAUGAGAGUCAGAAGUAUGAAGUGACAAAGUUAGGUGGAUAUUCCGGAACGGCUGGUGAUUCUUUCAGUGGUACCAGGGGUGUGAAAUUUUCAACAUUCGACGCGGAUAAUGAUACAUGGGAUAAGCAAUGUGCAGUCAUAUUUACCGGCGCCUGGUGGUACACCAAUUGCCAUUCGAGUAAUCUCAAUGGAAAAUAUCUUCGAGGGGAAAUAAAAGAAUAUGGAGUUGGAAUGUCAUGGUUCACUUUUCGAGGACAUUACUAUUCUCUCAAAAGUUCAAAAAUGAUGAUAAGACCUAAAAAGGUUUAG